This is a messenger RNA of Bufo bufo (common toad), 1344 nucleotides long. Its product is annotated as M-phase inducer phosphatase 3-like. Gene Ontology annotation, cellular component: cytoplasm; nucleus. Gene Ontology annotation, molecular function: protein tyrosine phosphatase activity. Gene Ontology annotation, biological process: protein dephosphorylation; positive regulation of G2/MI transition of meiotic cell cycle; G2/M transition of mitotic cell cycle. Lineage: Eukaryota; Metazoa; Chordata; Amphibia; Anura; Bufonidae. The transcript is spliced from 12 exons. The record is from RefSeq and is a predicted model, not a curated record. Bases 1 to 1227 code for a protein of 408 amino acids.
AUGUCCUGUGCUCUGGAGGUGGAGGUCCUGCAAAGGGUCAGCAGUGACCAGGUGCCUGGUGGCAGCUGUGACAGCAGCCUGGAUGAAGUGCUGAGCUUUUCUCCAGAUCUGGGGCUCUCACCUGUCACCUGCCUCUGUGGAAACAUGGGGCAUCUACACUGCGAAGACAGUGUCACUCCAAGGAGGAAGCUGAAAUUAUCCCCAGACUCCCAGCAAUCAAGCCCGACGGAGGCACCAAGCCUGCAACAGACUACCAUGGGAACUGCAGCGCUCUCAGAUUUCCCAAGUGAACUGACUCCUGUCCUAAAACCGCACGUCUGCAAUGCAAGCGAUUCUUCUUUCCAGUCCAGCUACAAGCCGAAGAAGGCGGCUAGAAAAGUCAAUGUGAGAGAUCAUGAGAACAAAUGUCGUAAGGACCCAAGAAAGAAGAAAUCUCGCCUGAAGCUUCUAGACUUGUUCCAAAGCCCAGAGGUUGUUACAGGACACCAGGAUCAGAGGCCGGAGAAACAUCACAAAGACGUCCACGGAGAAAGCAACGAGAUAGAAAAUACGCAAUGUUCUGAGAGCAAGAGGGUUUCGAUGGGAGACAUCAGCCCAACGUUCAAUGAAGAUGAAAGUGAGGACCUCAUUGGAGACUUCUCAAAACCUUACAGCCUACCUAUAGAACGGGGAAAUCAUCAGGACCUGAAAUAUAUAACAUGCGGCACGUUAGCGCAUGUACUCGGAGGAGGAUAUAUAGAGAUUGUACAGACGUACCAUCUUGUGGACUGCCGCUAUCCUUAUGAAUAUGCUGGAGGUCAUAUCAAGGGAGCCCUGAAUUUAUAUAAAGAAGACCAGAUUUCGGAAUAUUUUUUUAAGAGUCCAUCACUUCCCCAGGGCAGAAGACUAGUAAUCUUUCACUGUGAAUUCUCCUCCGAAAGAGCUCCCAAACUGUGUCGGACUUUAAGAAACCUAGACAGGAAAGCAAACCUGUAUCCACAUCUCUGCUACCCUGAACUCUAUCUCUUAAAGGGUGGCUAUAAGGAGUUCUAUGAAACAUAUAAACGACUGUGUGAACCGCAAGGUUACAUAAAAAUGGUUCACAAGGAUUUCCAAGACCAAUUAAAAAAUUACCAAAAAAAGAAGAAGAACUUGUCGGGCCAAAGGAUCCGUAAAGAGCUGUUUAAGCCUCUGACCUCCAGUAAAAGCUUCAGUCCUGUUACAACGCAGAGCGUACUGAAAUUGUAAGGCAUGGCCUACAGUGACUGAAUGGACCUACACUGACAGAAAUCAUGGCAACCUGACAACCAAGGGAAAUAAAGCUGUACCAUAGUACUGUAAAUGGUUGUCACCAAUCACAGAGAG